AUGCUCCGCGUCGUUGGUAGAAGUCUCGGACUUCGUUACACGUCAUUUCGAAUGCUAAGUAGUGAGAAACCAAAGCCACCGAAGAAAACAAAAGAGGAAAUCAUGAAGGAGAAGACUCCCAAAGGGAAGCUGGAGGAUGAUAAGCCAUACGAAGAUCCUUAUCUUCCGAGACACCCAGGCGGAGUGAAUCCCAUCACUGGAGAGGUUAACCUGCCUCCUGCUGCGUUAUCAAAACUACGGCAACUGUCACUGAUCAGCCUUGCUGCGAACAGUACAUCCAAUAGGCAAAUUCCGUACGCGGAAGCGAUGCAGUACCUUCGUUUGAAUUCUGUACGAGAGUUGGAAGAUGUUGUUAUUGAUGCUAUUUACAACAAGUUUAUCAAGGCUCGUCUAGAUUCAAAGGGACAAUUUAUUGAGAUAGAUGACUGGGCUUCUCGAGAUACCCCUAUAAACACAAUUCCUACUAUAAUUGCUACUUUGAGCGAUUUUGCUCGACGGGUUGAAGAUGUACGAAAUAACGCGGUUGAGGACGCAAACAGACGAGACGCUCAAGUGGUAGCUGAUCGCAAACGGGUGCAACAAGCUGAAGCGGAACUAGCAGCUGCGCGAAAGGCUCUAGACGAGUCUGUGAUGGCAACCAUGAAUUCUCAUGAACCCACGACGUCUACUCGGUCAAAACCGUCUCGAUCGGCACGACAACGUCCAUCACAGGCAACUCCAGCAAGCAAGUAA
Molecule: messenger RNA, 732 nt
Organism: Haemonchus placei
Lineage: Eukaryota; Metazoa; Nematoda; Chromadorea; Rhabditida; Trichostrongylidae
Source: the annotation of a GenBank genome assembly